Messenger RNA from Ogataea angusta, 3174 nucleotides. RefSeq lists its product as uncharacterized. The transcript is spliced from 2 exons. Gene Ontology annotation, molecular function: carbohydrate:proton symporter activity. The record is from RefSeq and is a predicted model, not a curated record. Gene Ontology annotation, biological process: transmembrane transport; carbohydrate transport. The coding region runs from base 1 to 3174 and encodes 1057 amino acids. Gene Ontology annotation, cellular component: membrane. NCBI's taxonomy places the organism in Eukaryota, Fungi, Ascomycota, Pichiomycetes, Pichiales, Pichiaceae.
AUGGUAGCGGGCGAAGCAGCCAAAGGGCGCGAAGACGAUGCCGAACGACCACGAUUUUUUCCAGAAGUGGUGGUUGUGCAAAGUGCAGCAGAGGACGAGGUUGGCGACCCACACAAUAACUCCGAGCGCCAUGGUGAGCGGCUCAAAGUUAUGCACAGGCUUGAUGAACUUUCUGUGGCCGAGUCCCCAUGCGUCGCCAAACCUGGUCAGAAAAGCGGCAAGGUCGGAGCCCAGGUGGUAGCCGACCAUGGAGACGCCCAUCUGUGUGAAUGCAACGGAGAAAAACUCCAUGACUCCGUAGCCGUGGUUCGGCAGCUUGCUGUCUAUGUUGAGAAUAUCCACGAUGAACAGGCAGGCGGUGAAGUUCGACCAGAUGCACGAGCCGGACAACUUGUAGUUCGGGUUGAUGUACGAGUUCGAGUAGAAGGUGAGCCUGGUGAGUCCUUCUCGGGCCAUGAAGCCGAGAAUCGACCAGAAGGCCAGCUGGAGGUGGACAUUAAGCCAAGACAUGGAAAUGUCUUUUUUUUACAGAUAAUAAUAAAGUUGCACAGCCAUGCAGUUAUAGCAGUUUUCAGUCUAUGCACCGGCACAGUGGCCGCCGUCAAUUCUAAGGUCAGAGCCCGUCAUGAACCGCGAGCCGUCGCCGAGCAGGAACACGGCGGCCGUCUUGAAGUCUUCGGGCGCGCCCAGCCGGUUGAGCAUGGCGCCGCGCAUCCAGGUCUCGUACAGCUCGGGUUCCACGUCCAGCAGCUCCUGGGUCAUGGCAGUUAUGAUAUAACCGGGAGAGAUGGUGUUGAUGCGGAUGCCGUACUGGCCCCACUCCUGGCACAGCGACCGCGCGAGCUGCAGCACGGCGGCCUUGGACGUGUUGUACGCCGUGUUUUCGAGCCCGCGGUUCGCGAUAAUGCCGGACAUCGAGCCAAUCAGCACAAUCGAGCCCGGCGUCCGUUCUGCCACCAGGAUCUUGGCCGUGUGCUUGGCCAUGAUGAACGAGCCCACAAAGUUGAUGUCGACGAUCUUGCGGUACAGCUCGACGGGGUACUCGAUGGCCGGCAGCUUCUGGUUGAUGCCGGCGCAGUUCACCAGGCCGUGGAUCGGUCUGCCUGCCUGGGCGGCCUCCUGAGCAAGCCGGGGCAGCAGCAGCUCGACGGCAGGCUCACUGGUGACGUCGAGCGUGUUGAACGAGAGGGACCCGCCGCUUUCCUUGGCGAGCGCCUGCGCGGCGGCCCACUCUUCGGUGAGGGGCUCUGGCAGCAGGUCCAGAGCCACUGCGCUGCCGCCUGCCUCGAGAAUGGCCGUGAUAAGGCUCAGGCCGAGGCCACGGGCGCCGCCGGUGACGAGGUAGGUCCUGUUUCUCAGGUCCAGGCCCGCCUUAACGGAGGACGGCGAGGCGGGAGCAGGGUCAGUGAUGGUGGCGAGAGGGUUGUAAGACUUAUAUGUCAUGGUGCACCAAGAGAGCAAACUAAUGCUGUAUUUAUAGCACUGUUUCACAUUUGCGGUAAUCGAUGCGGGGGCCGCAUUGUGGGGCCGCGUAAUUUUUCCAGUUCGAACAAUAGGUGUAAAUCUAAUGCAUGCACCCCGCAUUACACCCGGCCUUGGUAUAUAUGGACGGCUGGGAGCCCUGUGUCACCAAGAAUGUAUCUGGGAUUGAAAGGCCGCAACUUGCAAUGGGGAGUCACCAUCGCCUCUGGCGCGGGUUUCCUGCUCUUUGGGUUUGACCAGGGCGUGAUGUCGGGCCUUUUGACGGGUGCCGCGUUCACGCACCAGUUCCCGUCGAUCGACACGACGGACACAGGCCACGGCAGCUCGUCGCUCCAGGGCACCGUGGUGGCCAUCUACGAGAUUGGAUGUUUCUUUGGCGCGCUGUUCAGCUUUGCGCUUGGCGAGCAGCUCGGCAGACGCUGGAGCAUCAUGGUAGGGUGCAUAAUUCUGUCAAUCGGAGCAGCAAUCCAGACCUCUGCGUACGGCGUGCCGCAGCUGAUUGUGGGGCGGAUAGUCGCCGGCCUGGGAAACGGCAUGAACACGGCUACGAUCCCCGUGUGGCACUCGGAAAUCUGCAAAGCCCACAACAGGGGCCGCGAGCUGUCCAUAGAGCUGGCAAUCAAUAUUUUUGGAGUUAUGACGUCAUACUGGGUCGACUACGGCAUGAGUUAUGUUGACAGCGAGGCCCAGUUCCGGUUCCCAAUUUCGCUGCAGAUUCUGUUUGCGCUGUUCACGCUGGCCGGCGUGAUGUUCCUGCCCGAGUCGCCGCGGUGGCUGAUCGCCCACGAUCGCCACGCAGAGGCCAAGCAGGUUAUCCAUCUGACGAUGUCCAACGCCGAACAAAUAACCGACGACGACCCGAGCGUGGCGCGCGAGAUCGAGCAGAUCAACGAGGCCCUCGCCGAGGAACGCGAGUCCGCAAGUGUGGGCUUUGCCGCUGUCUUCUCCAACGGACGGCAACGCUUUUUCUGGCGUACCUUUUUGGGCAUGUUUUCGCAGUUCAUGCAGCAACUCUCGGGAAUCAACCUGAUUACGUACUACGCCACGAGCAUCUUCGAGGAGUCCGUCGGCAUGGACCACAACCUGGCGCUGCUGAUGUCUGGGUUCAACGGAAUCGCGUACUUUGUCUCGUCGCUGCUCCCGAUUUGGUUGCUCGACAGAGUCGGUCGCCGCAAGCUCAUGAUGUUUGCCGUGAUCGGACAGGGCUCGUGCAUGGCGAUCCUGGCCGGCACGGUCUCGAACGGCAACACGGCGUGCGGAAUAGUGGCCACCGUGAUGCUGUUUAUGUUCAAUUUCUUUUUCUCCGUCGGUCUGCUUGCCAUUCCGUGGCUGCUCCCAGCCGAGUACGCGCCUCUGGCGAUCCGUACGAAGGCUGCGGCGCUGGGCUCUGCCAGCAACUGGAUUUUCACGUUUCUGGUCGUUGAAAUCACGCCGUCGAGCGUUGCCAACAUAGGCUACAAAACGUACAUCUACUUCUGCGUGUUCAAUUUCUGCUUCUUGCCGAUGAUUUAUUUCUUCUACCCAGAAACGAAAAACCUCCCGCUCGAAAAAAUCGACCGCAUGUUUGUGGGGGAGAAGGUGCACCUGUUCUGGAACGAUGCGCUCGAAGACGACUAUGCGCUUGUUGCCGACAAGACCGCCAAUAAAGCGGAGGUCGAGAUGGUGGAGUCAGGUGUGUACGUUUCAGCUUAG